Molecule: messenger RNA, 3096 nt
Organism: Prorocentrum cordatum
Lineage: Eukaryota; Dinophyceae; Prorocentrales; Prorocentraceae
Source: the annotation of a GenBank genome assembly
AUGCAGAUAAUGAGCGCGCACAACUUCGACCUCGCGGAUGGCGACUUCGCCGCGGUGGAGAUCGCUUGGAACGACGCCCUCGCCUGGGCCGCGGACGACCACUUGAGGCGCACCUUCAUUGGGGCGGGUGACUUCAACACCGCGGACCGCCCUGCAGUUUCGCAGCGGCCUCCUGCGGCAGAGGGGACCUGGCGAUUGCGCCCUGAUCAACGCUACCAACUGCGACAGCCUGCGUGGCGCCGGCUCUUUCCCGCGGCCCUGGAGAUCGAGGCGCAAUGGCCCGCCCGCUGCGACGAGGCCAGCCAGCAGCUCCCAGCCAUUGACCGCAUCUUCCUGGGUAUCGACGCGCAUGCGAUGCUUUCCGUCCCCGCGCGCCUCGCGACCGCCUGCGGCGCGAUGGGGUUGUCGGAGCUCGGCCCCAGUGACCGUGCGCCUCUCAUCUUGCAGAUCGGGAUGGCCCGACAUGUACCACGCGAGGAGCAGGCGAUCCCGUCGCGCCUCUUCUCUCACCCGAAGUACCCCGACACGUUCUCUCUCAUGAUGACGAACAGCGAUCUGGAGGCGGCGUCGGUCGAGGAACGCUGGCGCGCCACCAAGACUUGCAUGCAAUUGGCUGCUGCUCGGAUCCGUGGCGAGCAGCCGUGCACCAACUUCUCCCUGGAGGUCAAGGACGGCAAUGCCGAGACCACUUACAUGGGCUUCAAGACUGCGGCGCGGGCCCUCUGGCGCCAGGAUGCGUUGCUCGCGGCCCGCCUCCUUGCCUCGUGCCCUGACCUCUCCGCCCGCCUGCUGAUCGACCAAGGCUCUGUUCGCGUGGCGGACGUCAGUGCCUUCGACGAGGCCUUCGACGCGGUCGCGGCGAAGGCGCAUGCCAUGCGCGGGCAGGCGGCCGAGGCUGCUGCUCGGAGGUCCAACGACCGUGACAGCCCCGCCUGGCGUAGCGUGGAGCGUAGAUCUGCCCGACGCGCGCAGCUAUGGACUCCCUGGCGUCGACGAGUGGUGCUUGCUGGCCUAUGGCUUGACUCUGCCCCACGCGCCUCCGACACCGCCUCGGACGUGCCUCGCAAGGUGGUCAGCGACUCCGCGGGCAUGACGGGCGUCGUGGCCGAGUACGGGGGCAAGAUCUUCGAGCGCACGCCGACCGUGGAGCAGGCGCUGCGGCUCACCCAGUUCCUUGACCGCUUUGCUCCGCAGCUCCCCGUGGUGGAGCUCCCGCAUCCGUCGCUGCGCGCGCUGGGGCGCGCCGCAGCGCGGGCCCCGCCGAGCGCUCCUGGUCCUGACCAACUCCCAUGCGCAGCGUGGCGGCGCAGCCCUGGGGCUCUCCUGCAUCUCCAUGCUUUGAUGGAGCAGCUUUUCAACGAGGGCGCAGGGCCGCAUAACCUCAACUGGUCGAUCUUCCUCUGCGUGCCGAAGGGGGCGGAGGACGAGGACACGCCCGACUCGUGCACUCGAACGGCCUCCACGGUGCGCGCGCUCUCCCUCGAGGAUGCGGACGCCAAGCUCAUUGCCUUCUGCGCGGAUCGCGCUCUGCAGCCCAUCGCCUCCGCGGCGACGGAAGGGGUGCAGAGGGGCUUCACUGCUGGGCGCCGCUUCGUGGACCACAUCCCGUUCCUGGGCGCGGAGUGCCGCCGCGGGGGGCUCCUCCCUGGCGCCGCUCAACGUCGACCGAUGCUGCUCCCCUUCGACUUCAAACAGGCUUUCCCGUCCCUCUUCCGCGACGUGAUCGACAUCGUGCUGCCGAGGUACGGCGUCCCGCUGGGCUACUGCAGUGCGAUCUCGGCGCUGUGCAGCAACUGCCUUGCCUUCAGCUCCUUCCGAGUCUCGGGAGGCGGCGCGGCGAUGGGGCCGCUCUUUGCCUUGAGGUGCGGCGCCAUGCAGGGGCGCCCCCUCUCGGGCACGGUCUGGCGCUUGGGCAUGGACGCCCCGAUCCGCCUUCUGAUCAAGGCGCUGGGAGACCCCCUGAAGCCCUUCGCGGACAUCGAGUUUGCGUUCAACCUCCAGCUUGCGAUCCACAAGUGCGUGCUGGCCCCGCUCUGGGCCGAGGUCACGUCCGCCCUUAUGAAUGACACCGAGGCGCUCCUGGCCGAGAUGGCCCCGACCUGGAGGGGCUUCCGCGUCGAUUCAUCGGCCAAGUACCCGGGCACGCGCAUCGGCCCUGGCAUCGCGGAGCAGGGCAUCUGGAAGGAUGCGGCGGCGAAGUGGUGGUCACGGGCUGCGAAGUUGAGCCGCGCGGGCAUGGCGGCCAGCCUUGCCGCUCGCGCCCACAACGCCAACGUGAUUUCGUGCCUCUCCUCCCUGGCCCAGCUCUUCUUCAUCAUCCCCGAGAUCUGGCGGAUCGAGUUCACGAUGCCCCACCGCCUCCUGCGCUUCCGGCCGUCGGCCAUGCGCAAGGCGGACAUCCUCUCCAUGGGUGCGUGGUGCGGCCCCCCCGCGCCGAUGGGCCUGCUGCCGUGCUCGGUCGGCGCGCUCCUCCGCGCUGCGGCUCACACGGUGCGCGGCUGGGUGCCCACGCUGCAUGCCCUGCACGACGCGGCGGUCGAGAAUCUCCCGCUGGGGAGCGUCAUGAAGGUCUCGUGGUCGCCGCCAUGGUGGGCCACCAAGCGCUCCAUCGUCCAGAACUACGGCCUCGUGAUGGAUCAGUGCAGCGCCCUGCCGCACCCGCGCCCUGUGCUUGACAAGGUGCCCGCCCCUGUGCCGACGCCCCUCAUCGAGGCGGCUCGCAGCGCUAUGGGCGACGGGGAGAAGACUGCUGCCCAGGCGGUCCCCCCCAGGAGGAUCAAGCGCCAGGCCCGCCUCGACCAGCUGAUCGGCCGCCGUCUGCGGCGCUGGGGCCUGGAGGUGCCCGCCGAGGAGUUGCGAGGCCGUUGGCUGGAGCUCCCCACAGAGCUGCGCGCUGCUCGCCCCGCCUGGAUGCGGUCGUGGCUGCGCACUGUGACCAACGGGUGGGCCACGUCGGGCAGGAUGCACGUCAUCGCGCCCCGCCCGUGCAUCAUGGGCUGCGAGGCGCGGGACGACCUGUCGCACUACACGGCGCGCCCAGUGCUCCGCGGCGCGAUCGCAGCGCCAGCGGAGGCGACAGCCCUGCAUCGUCUAUAG